AUGUAUUUCUUUGCUCGUCUCUAUGCUUUGACUGCCGUUUAUUACUACGCUUCCCUUGUGCUAGCAUCUGGCAAGCAUCCUUCAGUUCCUGCACGGUAUCAGCGGUUGCCUUCCCUGCGCGAGCGUGCCGCCAUCCAAGAUAAAUGGACGCAGGAAAGAAUAUUCAGAAUACCGAAGCUACUCGAGAAAUAUAACGCAGAAGCAUGGUUGAUAUGUCAGAGAGAGCAUGCAGAAGAUACCAUCUGGUGGUCUAUAAAGAACGCUACCGAUUUUGACUCUCACAGGCGCACAAUUCUUCUUUUCCACAACAAUCAAUCGUCUUUGGCUGGUGCACCGAAUCCUCUUAAGUGGAUAGACAACACUGGUCUGGUCUGGCCGGAACUGCGUAACACACUUGCCGAAUUUAAACCAAGUAGAAUAGUCCUUAACACAGACGAGGACAUUGCCUUCGCCGGGGGCCUUCAUGUUGGCGAACUUGCUGUUCUUCGGCGAGAAUUGGGUGACUUCUGGAUAGAAAAAACAGUCAAUGAACCAAUGCUCGCAGUUGAAUUUGUUGCGAGCAAGGUGAGCGGACAGUUGCCGUAUUAUCGGCGCAUGCAGGAAAAUGUGUGGGCGAUGCUUGAACAAGGGUUCUCUCAUCAUGUCAUUCAACCUGGAAAAACUACUACUGAGGAUUUGAGCUGGUGGUUCCGAGAGCAGAUGCAAAUCCUCAAUGUUACUACAUGGAACCAGCCAAGAAUAUCCGUGUUAGUAGAGGAAUCAUUUCCUGGAUGGGCUGGUACAGACGAUGUUAUUCAGGAAGGAGAUAUUCUGCACAUAGAUUUCGGAAUCACUGCAAUGGGCUUAAACACGGAUACGCAGCACAUGGCAUAUGUACUUAAAACAAACGGUACAGAGCCAGAAACAGAUGCACCAGAAAGCCUCAAGCAGGGCAUGAAAAAAAGCAAUCGAAUGCAAGAUAUUGUUUUGGAAAACAUGGUGCCAGGGCUAUCUGGAAACACUGUUCUUCGACGUAGUCUGGCUCAAAUGAAAUCGGAAGAUAUAGAGGGCCAAAUCUUUUCUCAUCCUAUUGGCGAUUGGGGCCAUGAUGCUGGGGCAGUCAUCGGCUUUCUGAACCUUCCCGAAUAUGUCCCGAUUUUCGGAGAACUUCCGAUACUUCCAGAUACAUACUAUAGCAUCGAGCUUUACGCUUACCAUUUUGUUCCCGAACGAAAUGCGACUAUACGAUUCCGCCAAGAAGAGAAUGUAGUUUGGUCUGCAGAUUCACAGUCAUGGCAAUUUAUCCGCGGUCGACAAGAGAGAUUCCAUCUGGUCGAUAGUAGGAAAACUUCAACCAUGUUCCUUGACCAAUCUUAA
This is a messenger RNA of Psilocybe cubensis, 1356 nucleotides long. RefSeq lists its product as uncharacterized. NCBI's taxonomy places the organism in Eukaryota, Fungi, Basidiomycota, Agaricomycetes, Agaricales, Agrocybaceae. Bases 1 to 1356 code for a protein of 451 amino acids. The transcript is spliced from 4 exons. The record is from RefSeq and is a predicted model, not a curated record.